AUGGAUAGCACCUAGUGUGAAUUACAACCUCAUCAGUAUCGUUGGCUAAAUGGUAUUUGUAUAAAAUAAGUCUUUGUAAGGCAAUGAGUAUGAAGAUUUAUUGAUGAAUGGUAGAGAUCACUAAAUACCUAUGUUUGACGAACAUCCAGAAGAUAUUUAUUAUGAACCCAAAAGUAAAUCUUAUUUCCAUUCAUUAUUAUAGAUGGUUAUUUAUACUUCUUGAGAAAAGCCUCUCUAAGAAAUUUGGGAUUUCCAAGACUAAAAGAUAAUUCAAAAAAGGUGUUCAAAUGGAAAAAAAUGAACUUUUAAACACCACUUCCAAAACAUUGUCCUAAAGUAUCCUACAUCGUAUGUAGUACUACUACAUGUCUCGAUGUCCCUCAUUACCGCAUGCAUAUUGUUUAACUUUUUAACUAACGCGAUGAAGAAGGUGUUCUCCUAUGUCAUGUGCUACAGAUUUGCAAUAGACUUACUCCAAUCCAGCAAAUCAAAGAUCAAUCUCCAGUCUCUUUUGAAGAGUAUGAAGAAAUCAGAAAUUGUAAGAAACGCCUGAGUGAUUGCAUGGAGAGGUCUAUGGAUAUCAUGCUUGAAGUUCAAGAUUUGUAAAUGAGAACAGCCUUACUUGAUGAUGAUACUAACUAUAUACAACAAAAAUUGCAAUCUAAGGAAUAACGAUUGGAAAAUAUGAAAUUAUAUGGGGAUAUGUUAUAGAAAUAUGAACGAUACAUCAAUGCUGUUAUGGAAGGAUAUGAAGUUAUUCGUAGAUAUGAUGAUCUCUGA
Molecule: messenger RNA, 780 nt
Organism: Paramecium octaurelia
Lineage: Eukaryota; Ciliophora; Oligohymenophorea; Peniculida; Parameciidae
Source: the annotation of a GenBank genome assembly